GUCUGUCUUUCUUUCUUUCUUUUUCUCUCCCUCCCUCUCUAUCAUCUAUCUAUCAUCUAUCUAUCCAUCAUCUUUUUAAUCAUCUGUCAUCUGUGUCUGUUUGUCAGUCUAUUAUCUUAUCCAUCCACCCAUCCAUCCAUAUAUAGCUAUAUAGCUAUCUCCUCUUGUUAUAAUCCCCAUAUCAUCUCUCUAUCAUUCUCUCUCUCUCUCUCUCUCUUAUUUGUUGCGACAGAAAAAAAUGGCCAAUUAGCUCUAGCACGAUGCCUACAAAUUACCUCAGCAACGUAGCACACUGUUUGCCCAUGUCUAUUCAUCAUUUGAUACCCCGAUUCUGCCAAUAUUCUCAAAAGGAGGAGAGUUUGGGAGAAGCACCCAAAAGGGAUUAAUUGACCUACUUAGCUAACCCGAAAGAGGUUCUAUUUAACCCUAAAUAGACCCAAUGGUGCCCAUCCUAACUAAACUUUGCCUGAUCACUCAGUUAACUCAGUUUGACUCCAGAGUCUUCCAAGAAAAAGAACUGGAGAGAAUGAAUGAAAAAAAAAAAAACCAAGCUUUUCCAAUAUGUGACAUAUUGAGCUGAGGAGUUAAAGAAUGGACAAUCCAUUCCUCUUCUGAUAAAUACAGAUUUAUCACAUGCGCCAUGCAACCCCACUUUUAAGGCAGUUGCUAGGAGAAAAGCAAAGGUUUUAAUGGGCAGAUUUAUGCCACUAGGAACAAAAUGAAUAAACCAGUCUCCAAGUUUACAGCUAGUCAAGAAUUGCUUCAGGCAUUAAGCCAAAUUCAGAGCUCCCUCCCUCCCCCUCUCUCUCCACUUUUUCUCUCUGUAUGUUUGUGUUGUGUGUGUGUGUGUGUGUGUGUGUGUGUGUAUGUUGCUAGGUUAUUAGUCAACACAACAGGCAAUAUCAUGAAGAUUCUUGCAAGACAGUGGAUCUAAUAUUAAUAUCUGUCUGGUAAAGAAGAAGCAUUUUUUGCAAAAGCUGGGGCUCCUUUCCUGCUUGUAAUUUGGAAACAGUGGAGAUGGGAGAACGUGAGAGACGGAAUCCUAGCAAACACCACUAUCCUAAAUUGCCAUGCGUACAAGUUCCUUCAAGUGAAUGGGACUCGUUCUGGAUGAAGGGUUUGAACCCAGGACAAAAACGCUAUUUUUAUAGCAUCCUGAGCAUCUACGACAGCCGGGGGCACCGAGAAGCCUUGUGCCGCCGAUACACGAUCAGCCUUCAGCGCCAAAAUGCGCUGGGGCUCAUCACAAAGCAGCAAGUGGGAUAUUACGCUUCCUUCAUCAAAGAUUCGAAAUCCAGCCGAAGGUCGAAGCGAGGGGGAACGUCUCCCUCGAAGGCAGGCGGCAGGAGAGCACAGCUGCGUUCCUGUAAUCAAAUAUGAAUCAAAGGAGCCGCGGAGAACUCUCUCGCCCGGCGAGCAAGGAUGAAUCACGGUUUGGCGUUUGGGAAAAAGGGGACGCUUUACCUUCUGUUGCUCCGAAUUUUGCAAAACAGCAACGGGCACGUUGGGAAGAAAAGAUUCAACUUGUUCAGAGAGAGAUUCCAUCUUAACUCACGGGUGAAACAGGAGGGUCCUUGUGGAAGCUUCCCUACUGCAUCCCCUAAACCUUGCAUUAAAACAUCUUAUGGAAAUAUUUGUAAA
Messenger RNA from Pantherophis guttatus, 1641 nucleotides. It is a transcript of the gene FAM216B, whose product is annotated as family with sequence similarity 216 member B. NCBI's taxonomy places the organism in Eukaryota, Metazoa, Chordata, Lepidosauria, Squamata, Colubridae. The record is from RefSeq and is a predicted model, not a curated record.